Messenger RNA from Pectinophora gossypiella (pink bollworm), 2120 nucleotides. RefSeq names its product PHD finger-like domain-containing protein 5A (gene Phf5a). Gene Ontology annotation, cellular component: U12-type spliceosomal complex; U2 snRNP; precatalytic spliceosome. The transcript is spliced from 3 exons. NCBI's taxonomy places the organism in Eukaryota, Metazoa, Arthropoda, Insecta, Lepidoptera, Gelechiidae. The coding region runs from base 100 to 432 and encodes 110 amino acids. The record is from RefSeq and is a predicted model, not a curated record. Gene Ontology annotation, biological process: mRNA splicing, via spliceosome.
AGAGCGUCGGUGCUUUUUGAGGUUAUAUUUGUUUGCUUGCAGAUAUUUUCUAGUAAAGCGUAUGUUUGGUGAUUAUAAUUAUAAACGCUAACAUUUAAAAUGGCUAAGCAUCAUCCAGAUUUAAUUUUCUGCCGUAAACAGCCGGGUGUUGCUAUCGGCCGUCUUUGUGAGAAAUGUGAUGGGAAGUGCGUGAUCUGUGACUCGUAUGUACGUCCGUGCACGUUGGUGCGAAUCUGCGACGAAUGCAACUAUGGGUCCUACCAGGGCAGAUGCGUUAUUUGCGGCGGGCCCGGCGUCUCGGACGCUUAUUAUUGCAAAGAAUGCACUAUACAGGAGAAAGAUAGAGAUGGAUGUCCGAAGAUUGUGAACUUAGGCAGUUCCAAGACAGAUCUGUUCUAUGAAAGGAAGAAAUAUGGAUUCAGGAGACACUAGCAGCAAUAAAUUAGUACUUCAUUACUGUGAAUAUGACCAGAGAUACACAUUCCUGCUUUUUUUUUAUUUUUUUUUUUAUUGGAGGGUUUUUUAUAUACAAACUAAAUAAGUCACCCUCAAGUAUUCACAACAAGUACAGCGGGCUUAGCACCAUAAGCGCGUCCUCGCCUCGACAUACGUCACCCGUCACUCUCUAAUAAUAAUAAUAACAAAGUUUAUUGAGGUAAAAUCUACGACACACAUAUACAUUUACAACAUUAAAAUAUACACACAGUACUGCACAGAAAGAGACAGAUGAUCUCUGUCGCGGCGAGAAAGAGUCUAGUGAUAGAGUGCUAAGCCCACCGGUCGUUAUAUAUUUUAAGGCUGUCUGCAAUAGGGUAGUUUCCAACUAGUUAAAUCAGUUACUUAAACAUCAAAACUUGAAAUUACUAUGGAAUUUGUAUGAAAAAGCAACCUGUGACAUCAUAGAAAUACGCGACAAAUUGUCGCACUUUUCUACAUUUUUCUUUAUUGAAAUUCAUAAAUAAGUUAAAUAUAAAAAUGAAAACAUUUUUUGUCACCUUUAGAUCUAUCUGUCUUUAUUUAGUAAUCAGAAUUUCAUAAUUUAUCUUUGACCUUGGAAACUACAAAACACUACUAUUCUUACAAAAAUUAAUUAAACCUUUUUAUGAGGGUCUGGACAUGUUUGAGAUGCAUUGGAGAGAGAUUGUUUAGGACAGGGAGAAGUGGAAGAUCAGAGUGAAGGCCUUUGCCCAGCAAUGGUACAAUAAGGCUAGUAAAAAAAAAGUUUGCAUGGCUAGUAGUAGCCAACAAGUGAUUUUCAAUGGACUCUGGACCUAGCAGGUUUAUGUAUAUCUUUGAAGUCAUAGCAUUUAGAAGUACUGAAGUACUUAUAACAAUGGUGCUAAUUCAAGUACUCACCGCCUAAUUUUACUAGAAGUUAUAUCUGUCAUUCUCUUAUCCACCGAAAAGGAAAGGGACGGGGAUUUGACGGGCAUAAAACAUAUGGAACACUCGUCAAUUUCAGGCAGAAAUCUAAAACAGCCCUCUAAAAAUUUAUCAUCGGCCAAUAACCCGACAGAAUUCAGUUGACAGUACAUGUCAAGCAGGUUGCAUACCAACGAGAUAGGUAUUUGAUUCAUCCUGGUUAUUCAUUCAUUUUAAAAUUAACAGCUGUCAAUCAUCCGUCCCUUUGCUUUUCGGCGGAUAAGAAAAUGACAGAUGUAACUUUAAAUAUAAUUAGGAUGUGUCUGCAGGAAUCGUGGCCAUUAUUAAGUUAAUUUAUAACAUUAAGGCAUUUGUAAAAUUAUAAAUAGAUAUAACUGUCAUUGUCAAGAAGAUUCCUAGAUGAUGUAAAAUACAAUUCAAGACAGUUUCAUGUAAGAUGUGUUAUUUUGAGGCAAAUGUGUGUUAAAAUAUUGAUUUUAGACUUAAAUAAUGCAUUGAAUUGCAUAGAAAGUAAGAUUUUUAUCAAUGUUUUGAUAUGUACAUUCAUUCAGUAAGUAAUUAUAGUGGAAAAUAUUAGAUACUGGAUGUAAAUUGCCUGUCUAUGUAGAUAAUACCACUUCUGUACUACUUGACUACUUGUGGCUCUGCCUACCCUGUUAGGUAUUACGGGCGUCAUGUGCCUAUGUGUGUGUUAAGUAAACAGCAUUUUUUUUAAUAAACAAGUUUAUUGCACUCCA